AUGAAGAAAUUUUUCGGGUUCACCAUAGCCGGUACGAGAAGCAAGGCCAUCAAUUUCAACGCCAAGAAGAGUUGGGCCGAGCUUUCCCCGCAUACGACUUGGGAUUCCGCCGGCAUGUCCAACGGACUUAUCCAGGACCUAGCCACUACCGUUAUGCAUCAGUUCAUCUGCUAUAAUAUUUCCAGGAAAAAAGAGGCGAAUAAAGUCAGUGAGGUCGAGCUUUUUCUCCUAUGGGCGAUGCGGGCAGGAGUGCGAGUGUGUUCUAUGACUUUCCUACAGAACAUCUUACAGGAGAUUGCCCUCACUCGGCAUGGAAUACCGACACUUGGGCAUUUUGUUACCGCACUCGCCCGCCACUUCGAAAUCAAUCCAGAAGCCUACAAUUUACAUGGACAGAUUGGGCUUCAAGACAGGUCUGAGAUGCAAUGUAUCAAUUUUAAUGAGCUCAAGCAGGCUAACUAUAUUAAGAACCGGACAACAGCUCAGGAGUAUACGAAGCGCAAUGCCUACAACACCUAUUUUAAAAAGCUCCAGCAGGAUCAGCCUAACUCCGAUCAGGCAGGGUCGUCUCGGCAACCGACGGCGGGAGACGAGCAUGAGCAGAUGAAUGUCGACGCUGACCAUUUCCUUCCGCCUCCACCCGCUGCUUCAACCGCUAAGUCAGCGGUCUCGAGUAACGAGUACGAGAAACCGAUCUAG
Molecule: messenger RNA, 699 nt
Organism: Striga asiatica
Lineage: Eukaryota; Viridiplantae; Streptophyta; Magnoliopsida; Lamiales; Orobanchaceae
Source: the annotation of a GenBank genome assembly